Cuscuta epithymum is the source of this 3328-nucleotide messenger RNA. The record is from the annotation of a GenBank genome assembly. Lineage: Eukaryota; Viridiplantae; Streptophyta; Magnoliopsida; Solanales; Convolvulaceae.
UAAAAAAUGCAUACAGUUUCUUCGCAGUUUCAGUUGGCGCAAAAUACACCAGUUUCCAUUUCUGUUUCACUUCGAUCAGUACUAUACCUAGAGACCAACUUCUUGUACGUAGUAGUUCUUUAUGCAUUUAGCUCAACUCAGGAAGGAGCCAGCGACGGUCUAGGCGUUUCUGACAGUUUUUGAAAGACCUUGCUGAAAAUCAAUAGGAAAACAAAAAAAAUACAGAGUUGCUGUUAAGUUUGAAUAUAUUUAGCUUCUCCAACAAAUUCUCGAGUGUUCUGCACCGCCGUUUGUAGCAUCUGUGCUUUAGGGAAGUGCUUGAAAAUUUUGAAUUCGAGUUGUCGGCUUUGUUGUGCGUGAAGUGUGUUUCUGCAGAAAAGUAGUGAAGUUCGUCGUUUUUCUAAGCGGAGUGAUGGAUCAGAAGCAACUAUUGAUGUCAGCUUUGGGCGUCGGAGUUGGUGUUGGUAUUGGGCUGGCUUCCCGUCAGACGGUCGUAAGCAAAUGGACUGGUUCUGCUUCGAAUUCCGUUACGAUGGAUAUUAUGGAGCAAGAGAUGCUCAAUACCGUUGUUGAUGGCAAAGAUAGCAAAGUAACCUUCGAUGAAUUUCCUUAUUACUUGAGUGAACAGACUCGGGUCUUGUUAACAAGUGCAGCCUUUGUUCAUUUGAGAAGUAAUGACUUUGCUAAGCAUACACGAAACCUCUCCCCUGCAAGUCGAACAAUCUUGCUCUCCGGGCCUGCUGAGUUGUACCAGCAAAUGCUUGUGAGGGCAUUGGCACAUUACUUUGGAGCCAAAUUGUUAUUGCUGGAUGCGACAGAUUUCUCGCUGAAGAUUCAGAACAAAUAUGGACAUUCUACAAACAAAUCUUCUUUUAAGAGGUCUAUAUCAGAGACAACAUUGAACCGAAUGUCAGAAUUUUUCGGAUCUUUCUCCAUCCUCCAGCCAAAGGAGGAGAAGAAAGGUACCUUACGUAGGCAGAGUAGUGGAGUUGAUGUUGCAUCAAAAGGAAUAGAUAGUGCCUCAAGUCCUCCAAUGUUACGAAGGAAUGCCUCUUCCUCAUCAAAUAUGAACAAUCUAGCAUCAUACUCCACCACAUCAAAUCCAGGCUCUCUAAUGCGUACCACCAGCUUUUCUAUUGAUGAGAAGCUUUUUGUACAGGCACUUUAUAAGGUUUUGGUUAAAGUGUCAAGAACAAGUCCUAUUGUUUUGUAUCUUAGGGAUGCUGAAAAGCUCCUCUGCAGAUCAGAAAAAGCAUAUGUCUUAAUUCAGAAAAUGUUGAGGAGAUUGUCUGGAUCAGUGUUGAUCCUGGGUUCAAGAAUUGUGGACUCUGGUGAUGACUAUAGAGAACUAGAUGAAAGGCUAUCUUCUGUAUUUCAUUAUAGCAUUGAGAUCAAACCACCAGAAGAAGAAACCCAUCUUGUGAGCUGGAGAUCUCAGCUAGAGGAGGACAUGAAGAUGAUACAGUAUCAGGACAACAAAAACCACAUAAUGGAAGUACUGGCUGCUAAUGAUAUUGAAUGUGAUGAUCUUGGUUCUAUUUGCAUAGGGGACACUAUAGCGCUCAGUGACUAUAUUGAAGAAGUUGUGGUAUCAGCAAUAUCAUACCAUCUGAUGAGAACCAAUGAUGCGGUGUACAGAAAUGGAAAGCUUGUUAUUUCAUCAACAAGCUUAUCACGUGGCAUGAACAUAUUCAACGAAGGAAACUCCGCUGGAAGGGAUACAUUAAAUCUUGAAACAAAACCUGAACCAACCAAGGAUUCACGUAAUGGAGAAGAAGGCAGUAGAAGACCAGAACCAAAAAGAGAAAUUUUAAAAGCACCUGAAAACAAGAGUCUAACAGCAUCUGCAGCUCCAGUUGCCCCCAUUACAAAGGAAGUCACCACUUUGGGCACUGUUACAAAAGCUAAUGAUGUUCCUCCUGACAAUGAAUUUGAGAAGCGCAUAAGGCCUGAGGUCAUACCAGCUAAAGAGAUUGGUGUAACGUUUGCUGACAUUGGAGCUUUAGAUGAGAUCAAAGAGUCUCUUCAGGAGUUGGUGAUGCUUCCUUUACAAAGACCAGACCUGUUCAAAGGUGGUCUCUUAAAACCAUGCAGAGGUAUUCUGCUUUUUGGCCCACCAGGCACGGGGAAGACUAUGCUUGCCAAAGCCAUCACUAAGGAAGCUGGUGCAAGUUUCAUCAAUGUGUCUAUGUCAACUAUUACAUCUAAGUGGUUUGGUGAAGAUGAGAAAAAUGUGCGCGCGUUGUUCUCUCUAGCUUCCAAGGUUUCUCCAACUAUUAUAUUUGUGGAUGAAGUUGAUAGUAUGCUUGGGCAGCGCUCCAGAGCUGGGGAGCAUGAAGCCAUGAGGAAAAUAAAGAAUGAGUUCAUGGCCCAUUGGGAUGGCUUACUAACAAAAUCAUGUGAAGGAAUUCUUGUUCUGGCAGCUACAAACAGACCAUUUGACCUUGAUGAAGCAAUUAUCAGGCGUUUUGAGAGAAGAAUUAUGGUAGGCCUACCUUCAGUAGAACAGAGGGAAAAGAUCUUGAGGACACUGCUUGCAAAGGAGAUGGUAGAUGAAGGAUUGGACUUAAAGCAGCUUGCUUCAUUGACUGAAGGCUACAGUGGCAGUGAUCUGAAGAACUUGUGCACUACUGCUGCAUAUCGGCCUGUUAGAGAGUUGAUAAAACAAGAAAGGCUUAAAGAUAUAGAAAAGAAGCGCCUAGCCGAGGAUGAUAAAAACACAGAUAGCCCAGCAACAUAUGACGAUGUAGAAGAAAGGGUCAUCACUAUAAGGCUUUUGAAUAUGGAUGAUCUUAGGGAGGCAAAAAAUCAGGUUGCAGCUAGCUUUUCAGCUGAAGGAUCUAUAAUGAAUGAACUGAAGCAUUGGAAUGAAUUAUAUGGUGAGGGAGGUUCCAGGAAGAAGGAACAACUCACAUACUUCUUGUAGAAAUGUUCAUUUCGAUGUUAUACAUGAAGUAGGGGCACAUCUCCCAGGCCCAUACGUAGAACUUGACAUCAAACAUGCGCACAAAAAAUUGCACAACUAGCACACAAUACAAUUACGUAAUGAAAAAAACUAUACAAGGGGUUCACCCAAAUAAUGAAUCUCAGAUAUUACAAAUUGUGUUAAUUUCGUGUGACUUUUGUGUGUGCAAGUACAACUCAAUACUAGUAAAAGUUAGCGGAACUAGUUUUUUUCAAGUGCAAUAGGAAGUUGUCUUCGGUUUAGGGUUCUCAAGUAGUGCUUUAAAAAGACUUUCGGACUAUAUGUAGUUGUGAAAGAAAAUAAUCAUCUUGUAGGUGUACUAUGUUUACUGAAUUUUAUCAUUAUAGUGCAAAUGUUCUAUGA